Messenger RNA from Fusarium musae, 1206 nucleotides. RefSeq lists its product as uncharacterized. Gene Ontology annotation, molecular function: ABC-type transporter activity; ATP binding. The record is from RefSeq and is a predicted model, not a curated record. Lineage: Eukaryota; Fungi; Ascomycota; Sordariomycetes; Hypocreales; Nectriaceae. Bases 1 to 1206 code for a protein of 401 amino acids. The transcript is spliced from 3 exons. Gene Ontology annotation, biological process: transmembrane transport. Gene Ontology annotation, cellular component: membrane.
AUGGAUACGGACAACGCUUUUGGCCCCCAGCGAGCGGGUGUCUUUGACUUCACCAUUCUCUUUGAACAAAGUAUUCUAUCUCUCCUCCCAACCGGUCUGUUCAUAUUGCUUGUACCACUGAGACUCUAUGUCCUAUGGAACAAUGAAAGGGUCACCAAAUCUGGCCCCUUGCUAUGGGCAAAGAUGGUCACGAUUGGUAUUUAUGCCAGCCUUCAAACCACUUUGCUUGUCCUCUGGUGCCGACAAAACUCGACAAAAACAGCCAUCGCUGAACCCGUCCUUGGCUUGAUCGAAUCAUUUGCACUUGCUGCUUUGUCGUUUGUCGAACACCGAAACUCCAGGAAGCCAUCCAAGCUGCUCGGAUCAUUUCUUGUCAUCACCAUCAUCCUCGACAUUGCCUUCGUCCGAACCCUCUGGAUACGAUCGAUGCGAAGUAUUGCAGGUGUUUUCACUGCCUCAUUUGUGAUCAAGACGAUCCUCUUGAUUCUCGAAGAAGUACCAAAGACACUACUUGGCGAAAAGGAAAGGAUACACGAGACCUCAUCGGGAGUAAUCAACAGGAGUUUCUUCUGGUGGUUGAAUGGUCUCUUUCUGCAAGGCCACCGCACGAUUCUUGAGACCGAAGACCUGCAGGCGAUAGACUCAAAGUUUGAUACGGACCAUGUAUCCGCGCCGUUAGAGAAACAGUGGGAACGAGCCCGCAAUAGUGGCCAGCCCAAUCUUUUGAAGAGCACUUUCCUCGCAUACAAGUGGCAAUUCGCUGCCGGCAUCAUCCCUCGACUCCUCCACAGCGGCUUCAACUUUGCGCAACCCUUCCUCAUCCAAUCCGUCAUCGUGCUCGUCAGCAAAAAGGAAAUGUCGAUCCAAACUUCCAGCGGGCUCAUCGGAGCUACAGUCCUCAUCUACCUCGGCCUUGCGAUUUCUGGUGCCUGGCACAAACACAUGUCUUAUCAGUUAGUGACUAUGUACAGAGGUGGACUGGUGUCAUUGAUCUUUAAGAAGACACUCAAGCUCAAAACCGCGUCCAUCAAAGACUCUGCACCUGUUACGCUCAUGACGGCGGACGUGGAGACGAUUGUUGCUGCCGGAGCCUCCGUUCAUGACAUGUGGGCAAAUAUGCUUGAACUUCCUGUGGGGAUUUAUCUGCUUUAUCGUCAAGUUGGUAAGCCAAGCUUGCUUGUGUUGGUUCCAACCGUCAGUAAGUAA